This is a messenger RNA of Theileria annulata, 618 nucleotides long. RefSeq names its product DNA-directed RNA polymerase, subunit (RPB5 homologue), putative. Gene Ontology annotation, cellular component: RNA polymerase I complex; RNA polymerase III complex; RNA polymerase II, core complex. The coding region runs from base 1 to 618 and encodes 205 amino acids. Gene Ontology annotation, molecular function: DNA-directed RNA polymerase activity; DNA binding. The record is from RefSeq and is a predicted model, not a curated record. Gene Ontology annotation, biological process: DNA-templated transcription. Lineage: Eukaryota; Apicomplexa; Aconoidasida; Piroplasmida; Theileriidae. The transcript has 6 exons.
AUGGACGACGAAGAAGGGAGGUUGUUUAGAUGUAGAAGGACGUGCUGUGAAAUGCUAGAAGAUCGCGGUUACUUUAUACCUAGCCAAGAAAAACUGGAAACCUUCGCAGAAUUUAAGGCUAGAUAUGAAAUGUACGAUAAAGUGCGUUCUAAAAUGUUACUAGUUGCAUCACUGAGGACAGCAGCCGAAAAUAAACUGCUGGUUUACUUCGCUGAUGAGAAGAAGAAAACUGGUGUCAAACCUAUUAGAGAACUUACCGAACGUAUGGAAGAUCACGAUAUUCAUAGAGCCAUUUUAGUAACUCAAAAUGUUUUAACUCCUUUUGCUAAAGAUGCAAUAAUGGAAGCAUAUCCGAAGAAUAUAAUAGAGAAUUUCAUGGAAACUGAGCUUUUGGUAAAUAUAACCAAGCAUGAGCUGGUACCAAAACAUAUUCCCCUGACGAUGGAAGAGAAACAAAAUCUCCUCCAGAAAUAUAAGGUUAAGGAGAGCCAGAUUCCAAGAAUACAAUCUGCAGAUCCAGUAGCAAGAUACUUUGGCCUAUCCAAGGGUCAGGUUGUUAAGAUAAUUCGACCCAGCGAAACAGCUGGAAGAUAUGUCACUUUCAGACUAGUGGUCUAA